GUCAGUACUCCCUCGUCUUCAUUCCAGUAUAAAGACUGCCAGUCCCAGAGAUCAAUCACAUCAUCUCAUCAACAUCAAACAAAACAACUCGACAUCACAACCAGCUUUCGCAGCUUAAUAUCUCCAACAAUAACGACAACAACCAACAAUUAACAAGGUGAGGCCAGAUACGGGCGACAAACACGAAUCAAAAGGUUCAUUGACUCACAACUUCCAGACAUAACCCACGCAAGCCAACACACCAAAAUGCUCUUCAAGACCACACUCCUCUCCCUCCUGGCCACCGCUUCUUCGGCCACCACCAUCCCCAGGGACUCCUCCUCCUACACCGACAUCAACAAGUGCCUCCCCGGCCAAAUCUCCAUCAAGGGUACAUGCUUCAAGGCCGGCGCCUUCUGCGGCGGGUUCGCCGCCAUUCCUUGCGCCGACGCGAAGCAGAUCUGCGUCGACGACCCGCGCGAUGAUUGCGACCCGAAGAAGGGAGGUGCCGACUGUGGCGGCGUCUGCAUCGAGCCGCUGGUCUGCGGCGGAUUCUUGGGCACUUUGUGCCCUAAAGGGCUGACUUGUGUGGAUGAUCCUAGGGAUGAUUGCGAUCCUGAGAAUGGUGGUGCGGAUUGCGGUGGUAUUUGCGUUGCUUGAAGGAUGGAAGGGCAGGAAUGUUAAAGGAUAGGAGAAGAAUACAUGGAAAGAGGAUUCAGAUGAUGACCUAGGGGUCGUCAAGGGGCUGACAAGGGGCGAGAAAGGAGCUAUGGAGGUACAAACUGGGAGGUUAUUGGAUUAAUGUUGAGAAUAAGGGAUCCUGUGCCGACAAAGGAAAGAUGAGCCACACAGCACACCUGCUUGCUCCUUCAUUCCGCGUACCACGCAAAAAGAAUCGUUGGCAGAUUAUGAAUCAAGCACCUCGCGGUCCCCCAUCAACCAAUUUUUCUUUCGAGGGCAGUGGUCAGGAAAUGCGUGGUGUUCUUGGCCUUUCUGCUAUAGCUUGCUGGGGGUGAGGGUGGCACCCAACUUCUCACCAUCCAGGAACAGAUUGACCAAGGACGAAAAGUGAUCCGCGUACUGAUACAAAAAGCCGUGUCCAGAGUCGGGGUAUAGGUGCAGAUACGCAUUCGGUAGUGUCUUGUACAUCAAAUAGCUGUUUUCCGUUGGCAAGAGCAAGUCUUGACACCC
Molecule: messenger RNA, 1170 nt
Organism: Neurospora crassa OR74A
Lineage: Eukaryota; Fungi; Ascomycota; Sordariomycetes; Sordariales; Sordariaceae
Exons: 1
Coding region: 247-639 (130 amino acids)
Source: RefSeq, a predicted model, not a curated record